Molecule: messenger RNA, 1566 nt
Organism: Dendroctonus ponderosae (mountain pine beetle)
Lineage: Eukaryota; Metazoa; Arthropoda; Insecta; Coleoptera; Curculionidae
Product: nitric oxide synthase-interacting protein homolog
Exons: 5
Coding region: 197-1129 (310 amino acids)
Cellular component (GO): nucleus
Molecular function (GO): ubiquitin protein ligase activity
Source: RefSeq, a predicted model, not a curated record
AGGUUACGUUAAGUUAAAUAACAGGCGCAUGUGCUAGUCCUUCAUGUCCAUUUGUGUUGACAAAUUUAACCUAUUAGAUUAGUUGACAAAAGCACUUGUUUUUAUCUAUGUACAAAAGUUGGCCACUGUCGUGUGUGUUAUCCGCGUGGAAAAUUAGAUUUUCGACUGAAAUACCCAGUGAACUUUUCUUCAAACCAUGACUAGACAUGCGAGAAACUGUACGGCUGGUGCUGUUUACACUUACCAUGAAAAGAAGAAGGAUGCUCAGGCUUCUGGAUAUGGAACCAACUUCCAGAGGCUGGGAAAGGACUCUGUGAAGAAUUUCGACUGCUGUUCCCUCUCCCUACAGCCCUGCCACAACCCCGUUAUCACGAAGGACGGUUAUCUAUUCGACAAGGAGGUGAUUCUCGAGUACAUAAUAGCGAAAAAGACCGAAUACAGCAAAAAACUGAAACAGUUUGAGAAACUGAAGAAGAAAGAGCAGGACGACGCGGCCAAUCAGAUAGCCGGCGAUAUGGAGAAGCGGGUGGCCACAUUCCUGAAGAACGAGAACAACAUAGUCAGCAAACCCUUAGAUGGUUUUAAAGCAGGUGAAUCAACACCCUUAUUAUUUCACCCGACGACCGAAUGCGUUAUUUAUCUGGUUUUAGAGUCGAGCAAAUCGUCGAUAUCGAACAUGGCAAACGGCAAAGACAAAGUGCUGCCUAGUUUCUGGACACCUGGACAGAGCCACCAAAAGGCCCAACUCAAAGCUGAGAAGCCGGACUCAACGAUCUACUGUCCAGUCUCAGGCAAGCCUUUGAAAGUCAAGGACUUAAUCCCGGUGAAAUUCACGCCAGUGAACGAGGAAGGAAAAAAGUCCGUAUUUGCCAAAGAAAAUCGCUACAUGUGCGCAGUGACUCACGAUAUACUCAGCAAUUCCGUGCCUUGUGCAGUCUUACGGCCCACAGGCGACGUCGUUACCUUGGAGUGCGUGGAAAAGCUGAUAAGGAAAGACAUGCUCCAUCCAUUGACCAGCAAGAAGCUGAGUGAAAAGGACAUAAUUAUCAUGCAGAGGGGCGGAACUGGAUAUGCCUUGACCAACGAAAAACUGGAAGCCAAAGCGGACCGGCCGGCACUACAAGCAUAAACACCAUAAUUUAAUUUUAAUUCUCUGUAUUUAUUGUUCAAAAAUAAUCAGCUUUUUGGAGACAGUUGUUUUCGCUUUAGAUCCAUUUCAAGUAUACGCGAUGUAGCAACUUAAAAGCUUCAUGUUGUGAACUCAACCCAAGUGGUUUCUGAGCCAAAAGCUAAAUAAUAGUUCUGUACACUGGCUCCGUCACUCCUAUAGAAAUAUUAGCUUAUUGCACUUUCUCCUAUCCAUUAUCAAACGAAGAAACUGGGGGUUGUAUGCGAUAUUAAGCCUCCGAACUUCCAGUGUGGCUGAGAUACACCACGCAGAAUUUUUUCGUCUGGAUAACAAUUUAAUAGCGAUUCAAUAGUCAAAUACUCGCCCCCCUUAACACUAGUCACAUAAACGUCCCACAAUCGUUAACAUUUCUUUAAUAAAAAUUAAGCUUAAACGUG